AUGGAUAGUGAAGAUUAUUUACCUAGUGAAACCUCAAGUGAAACCUCAAGUGAAAUUUCUCUGAGUUGUGUGAAUAAUAAUAUUACACAUGUGAUGAAUGAUAUAUAUGCAGUAGAUGAUACGGAUGCUGUAGAUAAUACGGAUGCAGUAGAUAAUAUGAAUGCAGUAGAUAAUAUGGAUAAUACAAAUGCAAUGGAUGUGGUGAACAAUAAUCAAUUUAAAAAAAGAGGAGGUUCAAAGAAAAGAAGUUGG
Messenger RNA from Racocetra persica, 252 nucleotides. The record is from the annotation of a GenBank genome assembly. NCBI's taxonomy places the organism in Eukaryota, Fungi, Glomeromycota, Glomeromycetes, Diversisporales, Gigasporaceae.